AUGUCAAAGCGGGUGAAUUACUAUGACGUUCUAGGGGUUCCUCAAGAUGCCGACUUAAGCAUAAUAAAGAAAUCGUAUAGGACCUUGGCCAUGAAGUGGCACCCUGACAAGAACCCAAAUAAUAAGGCCGAGGCGACGGAGAAGUUCAAGCAGAUUUCGGAAGCCUACGAAGUUUUGUCUGACCCCAAGAGAAGGAGAAAAUAUGACCUAUACGGAACGGAUGAGAAUUACAUGCCAGACGAGAAUGACGAGUUUUCUAACUUCCACAAGAAUUUCGGUUUCAAUGAUGCUCAGAGGAUAUUUGAAAUGUUCUUUGGAGAUUCCACUCCCUUUGGAAAUGAUUCCUUUUUUAGUGAAGUCAUGGGUUCCUCCUUUGGCGACACUCGAAGAGGAAGAAUGGCAAGGUCCAAUGACCCCUUCGAUAAUUUCUUCGGAUCAUCCUUUAACAUCUCCUUUGGCUCAUCCAACUUUGAUAACUUCAUGGAUGGAGGCUCCACCUUCACGUCCGUAGAAACCUCAACGUCAAACGGAGGCAAAUUUAAAAACCGAUUUGUAAAAACGUCCACGUCCAAGACGACCUCUAUUGUUAACGGAAAACGAGUCACAAGAAUCGAGACAGUGAAGACGUUGCCCAACGGAACCGUUGAGAGGACGGUGACCGAGCGUGAAGAAGACGGCAGAGGGAACGUGAACGUCAGACAGCUACCAGCGCACGAAAUGAGACGAAACAAAAGAUGA
Molecule: messenger RNA, 738 nt
Organism: Plasmodium fragile
Lineage: Eukaryota; Apicomplexa; Aconoidasida; Haemosporida; Plasmodiidae
Exons: 4
Coding region: 1-738 (245 amino acids)
Cellular component (GO): cytoplasm; nucleus
Molecular function (GO): protein-folding chaperone binding; protein folding chaperone
Source: RefSeq, a predicted model, not a curated record